ACAGCCAAUCAGAGCUCAACCUUCCGGAAACAGCUGAUAAGUCACCUUCUCUGUUUUCGAGGGAAAAUAAAGCGGAUUAUUGUCUACAAAGACUGAAAAACGAUCAAAUGAGAGGAAUUCUACAAACAUCAGCUACUACAUAACUGCUCGGUUUGUAAUCAUGUUCGCACGGACAAGAUUACCGCUGAAAACGUUAAAAAAAAUACGUGUGCAUUUUUGUCCUGACAUUUGUGGCACUUUUUAGGCUAAAACUGCUUUAAAUCACAUCUGAAUGAACACGAUCGUUAUUAUAUAUAUGUGGAUAUAAUACACGAUAUUUCUGGUCAGUUUUGCACCUAGUUAACAUUUUGACAACGCCUUGAAAAGCCGUCAACAAAGAAGGGCGUAGCGGCGGGAAACGAAAAAACCCUGCAAAAUCCUCCAAACUUUACACAUAAUACAACAGAAAAUCAUGUUAACGCUUAACAUUGUUGUCACUAAAAUAAAUACACGUUCAACGCACAUGCACCCCGACUUAUUAGAGAUCUAGUACAGAGUGAAUAAUCCUCUGAAUUGGUCAUGCUGUAUGCAUUAAUGUCAGAUUGUAUGAUAUGCAUAUUUGACACUCUUAAAAAGCCUGUAACUCAAGGCUAGAAUCGGCUCCUCUUUAAGCUAUUUAAAGCACAUUUUUAAAAUCGUUUUGUGCGUUUCUUGCAGCGGUUAAAUCAAAGAGAUGUGAAUUUCUUUUGUCACAUUUUAAACUGUUGUGUAAACGCGUAUUUUGCCAGUUUUGUAACACCGGUUCUGCUCGGUUUUGUAACCUCGCACAGACAAAGCCGUUUGAAUUUUCAGCAGCUGUUCACCCGGCACGUGAGCACAACCCUCCUCCUGAUUGGCUCCGUCGCUGCGCUAAUUUAAAGAGCCAGCGCGAGCUCCGUUCCUAUUUGCCAGCUGCUUUCAAGCGCCAAAAUUUCAAUAAAAAGGCGAGCGGACAGCAAAACCCGCUUCACUGUUGCUCUCUGUCUGUCCCUGUGUCUGUCAGUUCAGCCUUUUCCUGCUCUUUUUCUAUUUUAUUCCCUCCAAGGUCAUUUCUUUUUAUCUUUUACCUUUUUUGACUAAACUGAAGGACACCAAAAUGCUUUCUACUCGCUCUCCUCUGUCCGUGAAGAAUGAGAACUCCAUCAGCAGUCAGAUCGGCAACAUGAGUCUGGACAAAGAAAACACGGUAAGUCAUUAAAAUACUUAAAACCUUUGUUUUGUUUUUACCCUUUAACUGUCUGUGCUCUUAACUGAACACCAUGGCAGCCCUUUAUUAGACAUCCGCAGUUCAGGUGACCCGCAUUGAAUUUGUAACGAUCCUUCUCUAUGUGUAAUCAGAUGUGAUAAAAUUAAACAGAGACAGACUGCAAAGAUGUUAUUUCAUAAUAUCUGAGGGUUUGUUGUUUUCCUUCUUUCCAGCCUCCGAGUCUAAACUCUACUCGCAUCCUGGCGUCCAAAACCGCGCGUAAAAUCUUCGAGGAUCCUGCGGUAAGUGAGACCAUAUCUACUGAAAACUUCUGAAAAACGAUCGACCUGAAAUAUAAGCUCUUUAUUAUGGGCAACCAAGUACAAGUAAUUAUUGGAAACCUUUUGUCGACAUGUGGUGCCCUGUAAUGUGACUUCUGGCGCCAACAAUCAGCUGAUCAUGUCCACCCGCUUCCUCCGGAAGUUUGUCUAAAUUACAUUAAAUUAUUUGAUUUAAUUUAUGCCAUCUGUCUGCAACCCUGUGGAAGUAUAAACUGAAGUGAAUUAUACAUGUAAUAUUUGAAUGCCAUCCAUGAGUUGAACUGAGGCAGGCUCGGAUUAUGCUUACUCUUAACAUCAGCCCCAUCAUGAGAGCACAAGUAAGCAUGUGCUAAACUUAAAAACUUUCCAUUACCAAGCUAAAACAAAUACAAACUGCCUGAGUGAAUUACAAUUUUACUGAAAAGUUUAUGUGGGUCACGGAGUAGUUCCAGUAGUCUGAUGAUGGACACUGAAAAAUCAAGAUGUAUAGUUGAAUACAGCCUUGACAGCAGCACAAUGUGUAUUAAACCACUGCAGUCAAAUAGUCGCUGUAACUUAAACCUCAGUCUGCAGUAGAAAACUCGAAAGAGCCUAGGCAUUAACCUGUGCAGUGUUUGAGUGUUAUUCAUAUCUGGUGUUGUCUGUUUGUGUCCCUCAGCCUAAGCCAGUGAAGAAGAGCAGCAGUGGGGAGGAACCUCUUCUGAAGGAGAACCCUCGCCGCUUCGUCAUCUUCCCCAUCCAGUACCAUGACAUCUGGCAGAUGUACAAGAAGGCUGAGGCCUCAUUCUGGACUGCAGAGGAGGUAUGUCAGAGUUUGAGGGUCUGAUAGAAAGGCAUGUGUUGAGGUUGUUUCUCAGGUUGUAGAUCAUAUGACCCCAACAACUUAUGUCUCUUCAGGUGGACCUGUCCAAGGACCUGCAGCACUGGGAGUCUCUGAAGGACGAUGAGCGCUACUUCAUCUCUCAUGUGUUGGCUUUCUUUGCUGCUAGUGACGGCAUCGUCAACGAGAACCUGGUGAGAGUCAAAGAUUGAAGUUUUUAAUGUAGCAAACCUUAACUCAAAAUAUUGAGCAAUAAAACUACUGAAGAAAGGCUCGAAAACUUGCAGGAUAAAAACUUGAAGGGAAAUGUCAAGGACAUUUUUUACACUAUCAUUUCUUAAAUCGAACAGAUUAUAAAUUCGAAAUAAAAUAAACCACUGAAAGAAGACAAAAGGACUGACAGUAGUCUGACCUCUAAAUCUUGAAGCAGUCGAAGGUUUUUAUUCUGACUGGUUGAUGGAGAUCCUAACAAACUAGAAUCUGAUUUGAUAAAAAUGUAUUUUUAAUUGAAGAGUUGAAUCAUCAUCCUCAGUCAUUUAAUUUGAUCAAAUCCACUGAUCAACAUGAACUAAAAUGAAGUUCUCCUUUGCUGUUCCUCAUUUGACCACUAGGUGGAGCGCUUCACUCAGGAGGUGCAGGUGACAGAGGCCAGGUGUUUCUACGGUUUUCAAAUCGCCAUGGAGAACAUCCACUCAGAGAUGUACAGCCUCCUCAUCGACACCUACAUCAAAGACCCCAAAGAGAGGUGAGACCCUGAUACUGGUCUGGACUGGAGCCCAGAUACUGGUCUAUAAAGGAACCCCAUUACUGUUGAUGAUCUGGUGUCUGAUGGUGCGUUUACUGACCCACAGAGAAUACCUGUUCAACGCCAUCGAGACUCUGCCAUGUGUGAAGAAGAAGGCUGACUGGGCCAUCAACUGGAUCGGCAACAAGAGCGCCAACUACGGUAAAGCUGCUCGCCAUGAUGUCACUGAAUAACAGGGUAUGAUAUUGACCUUUAUCUGUUAUUGAUCAUCUGAUACUGAUCUGGACAUUGUGUUUCCUGCAGGAGAGCGAGUCGUGGCCUUUGCCGCUGUGGAGGGAAUCUUCUUCUCUGGUUCGUUCGCUGCCAUCUUCUGGCUGAAGAAGAGAGGCCUGAUGCCCGGCCUGACCUUCUCCAACGAGCUCAUCAGCAGAGACGAGGUGAUUAUUGAUCACUGAUCACAUUAAAUCAUGAAUUAACACCACGUGUGUGUCUACAGUGAGUGUGUUAACACUGUGUGUGUUUUCAGGGUCUUCACUGUGACUUUGCGUGUCUGAUGUUCAAACACCUGCUGGACAAGCCGUCGGCACAAACCGUCACCAGCAUCAUCAAGAACGCCGUGGAGAUUGAGCAGGUUCGUUCUUGCACACCAACUCCCCGCACACACUCUGAUCUACCUGUUCUUGUAGUCCACCUGGUGUUAAAGGUGUGUGUUUGUGUUUCUGUGUGUGUUCAGGAGUUCCUAACUAAGGCUCUGCCGGUGAAGCUGAUCGGGAUGAACUGUGAUCUGAUGAAGCAGUACAUCGAGUUUGUGGCCGACAGACUGAUGCUGGAGCUUGGAUUCAGCAAGGUAACCACAGAGACCACAACACCCAGUGAAACCUCAGUGUUAAGAGACAGGAGCGUUUUUAGGGUCAGUAGAGGAUCUGGAUCUGGUCUGUGGUGAUGAGCUGCGCAGGGGUACGGACCUCAGCCGAUGAUGGGGGCUGAGUGCUGCUGCUGAGCUCUGAUUGGAGGACAAGUGGUUCACUGACAGACUCGCAGCAGCACGAUAUUGACGCCAGACUGAACAGACCACCUCCUCUGAUCACGCAGACCUUUUGAGUCCCAGUGUCAUUAGAGUUAAAAUAGAAACUAACAGAUCCUUUAGUUUGUGCAGCGGUAAAGAAGUAUGAUUACAGGAGUAACUGGAAGUAAUGUUGUAUUCAAAUCCCUGUUAAAGACCUGACCCUUGACCCUCUGUGUGUUUUCAGAUCUACCGAGUGGAGAACCCCUUUGACUUCAUGGAGAACAUCUCUCUGGAGGGAAAGACCAACUUCUUUGAGAAGCGUGUGGGCGAGUACCAGAGGAUGGGCGUGAUGUCGGGCCCCACAGACAACACUUUCACACUAGAGGCAGACUUCUAGACAACUCAGCAGGACUUGGUCACAUAGGUCAUACUUCUGCUGGUACAUCUCUCUCUGCAGGAAGAGUACCUGAUUUGAGGACAUUUUUGAUUCACAGCAGAGACAGACCUGACUUGUGUGAUUGACUUGGUGGACUUGGUCUGAUCACUCAAAAGAAUGAACUCUAAAGAUGAUGGUGGAUAAGGAACUCACUACAGUUCUUCAUCUGGAAACUGCUGAGUCAUAUAUGAUGUACAUAGAAGAGUUACUCAGCAGUUAACUAGAUAACCUGAAACUUGCUCUUAUUUUGUUUUUUGUAAACUAACUUGAAUUUUUUAAGCUGCCUGUUUUUUAUACUUUUUCACUUGUAAGUUUCCAGUCAAAUUUGUACAAUUGUUGCAAUAAAGUGAUAUUUAUUGCUAACUAAAGUCCUUUCACUCAGCAGGUUCACUGAGAUGUUAUAUCAGGCAAACCAGAGGGAUUGAAAACGUUGUCAGGGUUCAAUGUUUGCAACAUGUGAGGUCGAAAUUUAACAUUGACACUUUGAAAAACUAGUAAAUGUACUUGACAUUUUCUCAGAAUUAAACUAGUGAAGACAUAA
Messenger RNA from Xyrichtys novacula (pearly razorfish), 5072 nucleotides. The record is from the annotation of a GenBank genome assembly. NCBI's taxonomy places the organism in Eukaryota, Metazoa, Chordata, Actinopteri, Labriformes, Labridae.